ACCCAUUUUCACGCCAUUCGGUCGGAAAAGCUUGGCUCAAUCACAGGUCGCUCCUGGGAAAGCACAAUUCUAGUACAGUGAACAGUUCUCGUUUGAAGCUAGUAUUGUACUUAAAUCGCCCCCUCCUCUCGCGUGAGGGGGAAGUUUUACGUUCACGCCUUUAGUUUCAAACUGAAACGUGCCCAAAGUUAGUCAUUUUUUGUGGAGUUGCGUGUGUGAGAUCGUGCCAAUGAUAUGAUUGUUUCAACAGAAGUGAAAGUUUCAGAUUUUACUGUUUGAAAUACCACACUUAACUGAGAAAAAUGAUAUUGUUCUGAAGAAUAUUGGUGCUUAUUUUUAAAACGAACAAUUCUAGUGGUGAACAGAGUUUGACCAGCUUAUAGUACCAAAUAUUGCUGCGCUUUUGUAUAAGUGAAAAUCACUGUACCACAUUGAAACCAACGAGAGAAGGAUUUUUUUAAAUAGUUCCCGUUUUUAAAGAUCGAUAUUAGUACCGAGACUCGGUGUAGUUUCACACGCGGUAUGCCAUAACUGAAUUCAAUCGUUUCUAUUUGGUUCAAUCCGGUUCCGCACGGGAAGCAGCAUAAAUAAUGUCGAAACUCAAACUCGUCGGGGGAAGGUCAAUCACCAUGGAUGAGGCCAUUGAACUCCGCCAAACUGUAUUUGGUUCCGCGGCUAGUCCACCACGAGGGGAGUGGACCCGCACAGGAAUCAGCUUCGGUGCCGUAAAUGGAGUAAGUUCAAACCCCCACAUUAACCUUCUUACAGUUUCUCUUACUAUUUUGACCCACCAGGAAUAUCCCUACGGACUCCGAACACCACGUAAUGCCACCCGUGGAAUGCAAUCAGUCCUGCAGGCCUUCAUCAUUAAACAUUUUAUAUUCGACAAUAAGCCUAGAGAGAAGUCUGUUCCACUGGAAGAUCUGCUGAAACCAAACGAGGCAGAACAAGCACAGGCUUUGUAUCUGGCGAUUUCGGACAUUCUGUGGAACAUUGGUGAGAAGACUAAGGCACUGAUUGUACUUCCCGGGGAAACAUCGCACAUUCCGCACAGCCAUGUAUACUUCCAGGACAACGUGACUGAGAAAUUAUUCUUUUUCGAGUUCACAAAGCUGGAUGAAAUGCAGAUUUUUAUGAAACGUUAUUUACCUUAUUUUACAGAAAAUCCAGGCCCAGGUGCUCUGUUGCUGUUGUACAGUGCUGUUCUAACUCGUGGAAUGGAAAAUCUUCGAACUGAUUUAGACGCACCGAAAGGAGCCCAUUUAAUGGGACCUCAUGAAGAAGGAUCGUUGAAUGUUGUAACACUCUUACUGACCGGCCGUGCAACACCUUACUUGCACAAUGGUGUUGUCUACGUGGGCGACGAAGACCAUUACGCUCUACCGCAAUUUGGUAUUCUCGGUCGCGGUUCGAUCGGACUACUAAUAUGGGAAGGAGAAAAUGAAGCAAUGCGAUCGGCUUCCCGUCAACCCGGAUCGCGACUCAAGACUCCGGCGACGCCAGUUUGGGUAAGCUGCUGUUGCGGUCACUACGGAGUUCUCUUCAACUCAAACCGCGAGCUUUUGAGAAAUUACCACGCUGAAAAACGGUUCGAACUACAUUACUAUACAUGUGCCGGGUGUUACCUCUCGAUGACGGUCGACAACCGACAGCAAGAUGAGGGAGGAGAUGAUGGUGAAGAGGAUGGCGAACGAAAGCAAAACGACAUGGUCUCGACUCCACUGGAGCGACUGAUCCACACCAAAUGGAUGGAAGCCAAGAUUACAUAUCAUGGGGCAUUACCAGCAUCUUUGAACUUCUAAUGGCUCGUUGUAAUGCACAUUCACGGUUAGCAAUUUAUUGUUCUCUAGAAUUAAAAAAAAAUAUGUGCGCUGUCUUGUUGACGGCUUUUUCGAAUUUAGCUACUAGCCUUGAAUUGGUUCAAUGAAGGCUGUUGAACUCUUCGUAUAACUAGCAGCUUUGUAAUUACAGAUACCAUAGAAUCAAAUUGACCCAUUUGAAGAUAUUCCCAAAACGUAGUACAAAUACACAAUACACAGGUUUUACACUCUAA
This is a messenger RNA of Wyeomyia smithii (pitcher-plant mosquito), 2053 nucleotides long. RefSeq names its product inactive ubiquitin carboxyl-terminal hydrolase MINDY-4B. The record is from RefSeq and is a predicted model, not a curated record. Lineage: Eukaryota; Metazoa; Arthropoda; Insecta; Diptera; Culicidae. The transcript has 4 exons. Gene Ontology annotation, biological process: protein K48-linked deubiquitination. Bases 591 to 1802 code for a protein of 403 amino acids. Gene Ontology annotation, molecular function: K48-linked deubiquitinase activity; cysteine-type deubiquitinase activity.